AUGUUGUUUAUCAUAACGCACCCUUUUACCCCAAUGGUCACCGUAGCAAAAAUGUUCGGGUUUUUGUCUGCGAAAACACCGAAUAAGACAAGUGGAGGACUAUUUAUCUACAGUUUGGUUUUAGUCGCACUCUUUGUCACAAUUCUAGUAUUACGAUUUUUGGAAAAUGGGAAAAAAUCAGAACAUUCGCUUAGUAGAGUCGUUAUUUAUUUGCAUAUCAUGUGUUACGUUGCUAUUUUUUUCGCCAAUAUUUAUUCAAAUUGGUUCAAUUCAAAAAGUUUCAUUCGGAAUUUAAUCAGAUUGGAGUUUUUUGACUAUCAGAUAAAACCCGUGUUCGAAAUUGAUUAUGAUAAAAUGAGAAAUCGUUUCUAUAAAUCAUUUGGUGUUUUUUGUGUAAUGUUUUCUGUAGUGGCUACAAUUGAUUUUGUCGGGGAAAUAAUUCUGUCAAAAUUAGACUUAAUUAUUUGGAUUUCGUUUUAUUUACCUUUCAUUUAUAAUUACUUCGGGAUUUUCAUAAUUUUUUCAAUUUUAUUUCUGAUAAACGAACGUUUUAAUUGUUUAAAAACUACCUUAAUUAAAAUGUUGCGUGGAGAAAGCUUGCUUGAUUUCAAACAAUUCACCCAUUUAUUUGUGGAAUUGAACGAAAUUUGUGAUUCAAUGAUUGUGAAUUUUUCGUUACAAAUUGCAACAACAUUUCUUAUGGUUUUUGUUAAUAUAACAACAAAUUUGUAUUUGAUGUUAAAAAUUAAAUUGAGUACGAUUCAUUAUGUCAUGAAUAUUAAUUUUUUUCUCGUACAUUUGGGUCAAGUAAUUUUGAUUAUUUUUGUAUUUUAUUUGACAAAUAAUAAAAUUCGAAAAAUUGUCUCACUUUCACCCAGAAUUUUUUCGAUCCAAGGUAAAACAAAAACUAAUCUUAAAGAACAAAUUGAGUGUUAUUUUUUGAUUAAAGAAAAUUGUGCUCAUAUGAGUGUUUUCGGAAUGUUUCAUUUGGAUCCUUCUGUAUUACUUUCCAUGGGAGCUUCAAUUGUGUCAUAUUUAAUCAUUCUGAUCCAAUUUACCGACAGUAUGCCCUCUGAAGCUAAGAUAAGAAAUUAUCAUGAAAGUACCUUGCGCAUAAGAAACAAUUAA
This is a messenger RNA of Tribolium madens (black flour beetle), 1128 nucleotides long. RefSeq lists its product as uncharacterized. The record is from RefSeq and is a predicted model, not a curated record. Lineage: Eukaryota; Metazoa; Arthropoda; Insecta; Coleoptera; Tenebrionidae. Gene Ontology annotation, cellular component: membrane; dendrite; neuronal cell body. Bases 1 to 1128 code for a protein of 375 amino acids. The transcript has 3 exons. Gene Ontology annotation, biological process: sensory perception of taste.